This is a messenger RNA of Megalops cyprinoides (Indo-Pacific tarpon), 2796 nucleotides long. Its product is annotated as B-cell lymphoma/leukemia 11B-like. Gene Ontology annotation, molecular function: DNA-binding transcription factor activity; RNA polymerase II cis-regulatory region sequence-specific DNA binding. Gene Ontology annotation, biological process: positive regulation of transcription by RNA polymerase II. Gene Ontology annotation, cellular component: nucleus. The transcript has 3 exons. Lineage: Eukaryota; Metazoa; Chordata; Actinopteri; Elopiformes; Megalopidae. The coding region runs from base 179 to 1942 and encodes 587 amino acids. The record is from RefSeq and is a predicted model, not a curated record.
CUGAAAGUGGACUCCAUGACGGACGUGGAAUUAUCACAGUGGUUAUGAAGUGCAGUUUCUCAGUUAUCUCAUAUAAAUAGACUUUGUUUUGUUUUUAUUAUUUUUUCAAAUUUUAUCUCUGGGUUGUGAAGGCUGGCCAAGCGGAAUUUAAAACCUGUUGAACCAGAGUGAAAACAGGAUGUCCAGACGCAAACUCGGUAGCCGACCGCAACACCUGAGCUCCAUUCAAGAUGCCCCUCAGACCUGUGACUUCGCCACCUCGAUGCUGCUGGAGGGAGCAGAACAGGUGGAGGGCGAGGCUCGUGACCUCCUCACCUGCGGGCAGUGUGGCCUCGCCUUCCCUCUGGCCCAAAUCCUGGCAUUCAUCCAGCACAAGCAGGGGGACUGCAGUGGUCCUGGCUCCUCCCUCCAGGCCCAAACCCCCCCCUCUCCUGCUACCUGUGCAUUAACACACGUCACCUCUUCAGCUAAUGGGAGAACAGGGGCGGGGCAUGUGGAGCUCAGGAGAAUGAUGGACAGAGGCUUCAGGGGGGAGCUGGAUAUGAAAACAGCAAGGCAUGUAACAGUGAUGGAAGAGCCUAGCUGUUUCACCUGCCAGCUUUGUGCAUGUGUGUAUCCCAGUGCCUGGGCUCUCCUGCAGCAUGCUCAGCUCACUCACGGCCUCAGCAUCUACCAAGAGGAGGGCAGUGAGGGGCACCAGCCCAGCCCCCCUGCCACACCAGAACCCUGCCAUCCAAACUCCACCCUGGCUUCCCUGGCUCUGUCCCACCUCAAACACUCUUCCUCCUCCUCAUGCUCCCCAGAGCCCCAAAACUUCAGCUUCCCCCUGCACCUGCAGGAGCUGACCGAGGACAAUGAUGCCGUCUCCGCCCCCUCCCCUCCCACGGCCGCUCCCGCCCCCCCGGCAGCGUCCCGCCAGGCGGGGUACAGCUGUGAGCUGUGCGGCGAGUUCCUGCAGUCGCUGGGCAGCCUGGCGGCGCACCGCCUCACGCACGCGGGCGAGCGCCCAUACUGCUGUGGGCUGUGCGGCAAAGCUUUCGCCAAGAGCAGCCAGCUCACCAGCCACAUGAACUCCCACUGGCGGAGCCAGGCGUGGCCGAGGCCGGGGGGCGAGGACGAAGAGGAGGAGCUGGUGCUCAAGGCCCAGCUCUUCCAGGAGAUGCCGGUCGGCAAGCAGGCAAACGUGGAGAUCCCACUGUCUUCCCGCCGCCCCGCGUCCAGGCAAGCCCCAGGACGCAGGAAGGGCCUGCUCGGCCUUUUCCAGCCGCAGGGUAAGGGUGGGGAGGGGGAGGCGGCCGAGGAGCCCUCCUCCUGCAGCAGCCCCUUCGAAGGCUCCCUGGAGAGCGAGGAGAUGACGGGCAGCGGGGAGAGCGGCACGGGCAGCGGGGAGAGCGGCAUCGCCAGCGGGGACUGCACCCCCAAGUGGCAGGAGAGGGAAGAGCGGCUGAGCGAGAGAGAGGCGGAGAGGGAGUGGCAGCAGGAGGCGGCGCUGAGAGGAGGAGGAGGAGGAGGGGGUGGGGCCAGGGUGAAGAGGGAGGAGGCCUGCGAGUUCUGCGGCAAGCACUUCCGCAACAGCAGCAACCUGACGGUGCACCGCCGCAGCCACACGGGCGAGCGGCCCUACCGCUGCGGCCUGUGCAGCUACGCCUGCGCCCAGAGCAGCAAGCUGACGCGCCACAUGAAGACGCACGGCGCCCGUGGGGCCCGCGCCCCUUUCCUCUGCCGGCUCUGCCAUGUGCCCUUCACCGUCUACACCACCCUGGAGAAGCACCUGAAGAAGACUCAUGGCGUCAGCCCCGCCCACACCCACGCCGCCUCCCGGGACCGAGCCGGUGUGCACGUGCGCCCCGCCGCCAAGGCCGACGGCCACGUCACGCAGGCCGGCAUCGCCGACCCCUGCCAGGAGUCCAGCGGAACGGCCUCUGAGGGAAGCAGCCAUUAGGAGAGGUGCAGUCUGGGUGAAUGGAAGGAGGAGGGACUGCUCUCAGGCGUUUGCAUCGGGCCAACAGGUGGAGAGGCUGCUGGUUUAUUCCAGGGAGAAGGCUUGUUUGUACAUGCCUGCUGUGCAGAUAUUACCCCAGUCCUGGGGGCCAAAGUAGCUUUUCUCUGCUCUGACAGCAGUAAUUUGAAGAAACUCCAGGAGCAAAGCCUCCCUGGAGAGCACGUUAAGACCUCUGGCCAUUAAAAAUCAUCUGAAAUUCUUUGGUAAAACACACUGUGAAUCAGAUGCUGAAGCAAAAAGCCAAAACUGUAAUGUCAGUCAACAUGGCAAUAUAUUUUUCAGUCUGCAGGUAAAGUUUACAGGUAUUUCCCACUGGACUUUAUUCAGCUUCCGUGCCACCUAAGUCUUUCCUCUGAGUUUUUCUUUAUUUGGAGCUACUGUAUCCUUUUCUUAUAUGCAGAAAGAUUGCUGUGUUCAGGGACACUGGAAACAUGAUUUUGUUUUACAUUCACUUCAAUUGCAUUUGGCUAAUUUUUUGACCCGUUUUGUACUUGAUACCUGCCAGUAAUGUUUGUUUCUCUGCGUGUGCACGAUCAGGGUGGGAGAGGGAAGGGAACAGGCUAGGCAGAAAGAGGCUUUCUCAGGGACCAUUCUACCAGUAACAUCUGAUUAGCCUACACAGCCUGUAUCCAAGCCAUAAACAGAAUUCUCAGACACACUGUUCAGCUGAGAGGGAUACAGGGUUAGCACGUUGCAGCACAGCCCAUUUACACCAAUCACUUUGAUGUGAGAGAGAUAUUUAUUUGCCCCUUGCACACUCAUUUGACACUAAUGUUGAGUCAUAUGGUGUAUUU